AUGCGUGGCGGCUCCAGCAAGGGCGUGUUCUUCCUCGAUAGGGAUCUGCCGUCUGCCGGCGCAGAACGAGAUGCCAUCCUGCUUCGCGUAAUCGGCAGCCCGGACGUAUACGGCAAGCAGAUUGACGAUUGCGAUGUGGAUUACCUGUUCGGGGCUCCAGCCAUCGAGACGCCGGUUAUUGACUGGUCGGGCAACUGCGGCAACCUGAGCUCGGCUGUGGGGCCAUACGCGAUCUCUGAAGGGCUGGUAGACGCGCCACGCGAUGGCAUGGCAGUUGUCCGGAUCUGGCAGGCCAAUAUCCAGAAGCGAAUCAUCGCCCACGUUCCCAUGCGCAAUGGCGCAGUUCAGGAGGAAGGUGACUUUGUCCUGGACGGAGUAGCUUUUCCUGCCGCCGAAGUCGUUCUUGAAUUUCUCAAUCCAGGCGGCUCGGACGGCAGCAUUCUGCCGACAGGCAAUGCCGUCGACGAGCUGGACAUUCCGGGUCUCGGCAAUUUCCCCGUCACACUGUUGAAUGCUGGUAACCCGACCAUCUUCAUCGAUGCUGCAAAGGUGGGAUUGAACGGUACAGAAACUCAAGAUCAGGUGAACGGCGACGCACCGUUGCUGGCGCGGCUUGAGACCAUUCGUGCUCAUUGCACUGUAGCAAUGGGAUUGGCCGAAAGCGCCGAAGAGGCAACGCGUCUGCGUCCUCAUACGCCAAAACUGUGCAUGAUUGCCAAGCCACAAGCCUAUCAAGCAGCGGGCGGAAAGCAGGUAGAGCCAAGCGAUAUCGACGUGAUCGCGCGGAUUCUCUCAAUGGGCAAGCUUCACCACGCGAUUACCGGAACCGGCGCUGUCGCGGUUGCCGUUGCGGCGGCGCUGGAUGGCACAUUGGUCCAUCGCAUUGUCGGCGAUAUCGGUGAUCGCCAGGUACGCAUGGGACACACAGCAGGCAGCGUGGCGGUAGGAGCGAAAACCGUCCUGGAGGAUGGAGCCUGGGUGGUCGAAAAAGCAGUCAUGAGCCGCAGUGCCCGCCGGCUGAUGGAAGGCUGGGUACGUAUCCCCGAAGUGGUC
This is a messenger RNA of Mesorhabditis spiculigera, 1053 nucleotides long. The record is from the annotation of a GenBank genome assembly. Lineage: Eukaryota; Metazoa; Nematoda; Chromadorea; Rhabditida; Rhabditidae.